GCAUCCCGACCCACACACUGGGAAGGAGCAAACGACGAGCUAGACCGCAUUUCGCUUAGACUAGCGCAAACACAACCGCGGGCACAUAUUUUCUCUGCCCUGGUGGUGCCCCUCGGUUCCUCCUACAACGAUCCAAACUCAUCAAUUGGUGCCAGUACGAUUCAAUCGACCCUUUGA
Messenger RNA from Bipolaris victoriae FI3, 177 nucleotides. RefSeq lists its product as hypothetical. The record is from RefSeq and is a predicted model, not a curated record. The transcript has a single exon. The annotation marks the transcript as partial. Lineage: Eukaryota; Fungi; Ascomycota; Dothideomycetes; Pleosporales; Pleosporaceae.